Salvia hispanica is the source of this 1420-nucleotide messenger RNA. RefSeq names its product SBP (S-ribonuclease binding protein) family protein (gene BRG3). NCBI's taxonomy places the organism in Eukaryota, Viridiplantae, Streptophyta, Magnoliopsida, Lamiales, Lamiaceae. Gene Ontology annotation, biological process: regulation of programmed cell death. Gene Ontology annotation, molecular function: ubiquitin-protein transferase activity. The record is from RefSeq and is a predicted model, not a curated record.
UCCACCAUCUCACUUUGCUUUUCAUUUCUCCCUCACUCCCCCUUUCUCUCUCUCUCUCUCUCUACGCAAAAAUCUACCAAACCUCCAUUUUCUUCGCUGCGUAUUGAUCAACGUUGUAUUCAUGGCUGUUGAAGCUCGGCAUCUCAAUCUCUUUCCCCCGCAGAUUCUCGGCAAUAGAGGGCUGAUGAUGAAUGGUGUGGAAGGCAUUGGAAACGCCUACGCCGCGCCGGCGGGAUUCGGUAUGCUGCCUCCGUUGUCGGGUACGGCGAUGGAGACUAUGGUGCCGAUCUACUGCUCGGCGAUUGCGGAAACCGCGGUACCGAAAACGCCGGCGAUUAAGUCCGACAGCGGCUUGACGUACGCGGCGGUUCCUGUUUCACGGAAGCGAUCCAGAGACGCGGCGAAUCCUACGAUGACCGGCGUUUCUCACCACCACCACGCCGCGGGUAACCGAUGCGGUUCGAUGACUUUUCUCGGCGAGGAUUUCUCCUUCCACUUCCAGCAGCAGCAGUUGGAGAUCGAUCGAUUCAUCGCGCAACAUACGGAGAAGGUGAGGUUAGAAAUCGAGGAGAGGCGGAAGAGAUUCUCGCGGCGGAUCGCGGCGGCGGUGGAGGAGAACGUGUUGAAGAAGCUGAAGGCGAAGGAGGAGGAGGCGGAGAAGAUCGGGAAAAUGAACUACGCGCUGGAGGAGCGGGUGAAGUCUCUGUGCGUGGAGAAUCAGAUAUGGAGAGACAUGGCUCAGGCGAACGAAGCCACCGCGAAUGCUCUGAGAUCCGAUCUGGAGCAAGUCCUGGCGCAAGCGCAAAACGAGAAUCGUCAACAGGAUGCCGCCGACGACGACGCGGAGUCGUGCUGCGGCAGUAACGACGAUGAAAAAAACGCGGAGGAGCGGAGGAGCAGAAUGUGCCGGAGCUGCGGCAAAGCGGAAUCGUGCGUGCUUCUCCUACCGUGCCGGCAUCUGUGCCUGUGCACGGUGUGCGGCUCGUCUCUGCACACCUGCCCCGUCUGCAGCUCCGCCAAAACCGCCAGCGUUCACGUCAAUCUCUCCGCCUCUUGAAGCCAGUACGAUCUCUGGAAUCGUGAUACGGAAAAAGGAAAAGAGAAAAAAAAAAAAAAAAAAAGGAAUUAGGGGAUAGUAUUAGGUUUUUUUUUUUCUUUUUUUUUUAGUUUGAAAUUCUUUUGUCAGACUCCACUAACAUUUCUUGAAUGUAAUUAGUGUUGGGGCUAAAACGAUUAGCGCAUUUCAUUAAAUUUGGCGGGGCAAAAAAUAACUGAAAAUACGCGCUCCUGCUGAAGUCAACUGUAAAGGCUGACACGUCGGACUCGCUAAAAUGCCGCUGGUGAGGGGGAAAAAAGUUGAACACAUGCUUUUGUCUCAUUAUAACAUAAUUUUAAAAUGUUAAAUAAUUAUUUUCUUUAA